GAAAAGCCAUUGAGGGAUACUUCCUUCUGGGAACAGAUGCAGCCUAUCAGACAGCGCUCGAUGUCCUGGAAAAAAGAUAUGGAAGCUCCUUUAUGGUUGCUAAGGCUUUCAGAGAUAAGCUGGCCUCAUGGCCAAACAUAGGACCCAAGGAAAGCAUUCAGCUACGAGAGUUCUCAGACUUCCUUCAAGGCUGUCAAGCAGCCAUGUCGCAAAUAAAGAGCCUGGAGGUCCUUAACGACUGUGGUGAAAACCGACGAAUGCUCUCCAAGCUCCCCGACUGGCUUACAGCAAGAUGGAACCGAAGGGUGACCAGGAUGGAAAAGGAAAAUGAGACUUUCCCCAGCUUCGAUCAGUUCGUGGAAUUCGUCACAGAGGAAGCCGAUAUAGCUUGUAAUCCGAUUACCUCCCUUCACGCUCUGAAGUCUGGAGAUGGUGGAAAGGAGAAGCCACAAAAAACACGAAGUGUUGGUGCUAAGGUGCUAGCAAGUAGCUCUGAAGAGAAAACAGAUGCUAAAGGAUGUGUAUUCUGUGAGAAGUCAAAUCAUGGCUUACAGACAUGUCGAAGGUUCUUGAAAGAGACAACUGCAGAACGGGUCAAGUUUGUGAAAACAAACAAGCUCUGUUUUGGAUGUUUGAAAUCAGGACAUCAGUCCAAGAACUGUGAGAAGAGAAGCAUUUGUGAGACAUGCAAAAGGAAGCAUCCAACAUGUCUACAUGAAAAUCGUCCAAGGGAAGAAGAUAGGAAAGAACAAGAGGACGGCGAAAGAAAGGAGAGUGGGAGACGCUUUAAGAAAAGGGAAGACUUAUCAGAGUCUGAAGAGAAAGAAGAGACACCAGUAGAGGCAACAGCUAACAGAGUGGUGCAAGACAAGAGGAGCACCUAUUCCUCCACAGUUGUUCCUGUAUGGCUGUCCACAGCAAGUAAUCCAGAGCAGGAAGUGCUCGUAUACGCUCUAUUGGACAACCAAAGCGACACCACCUUUAUCCUGCAAGAAACGGCAGACGUGUUAGUUACAAAGAAACAGCCUGUGCAAUUAAAGCUCUCCACGAUGUCAUCCAAAGAUACCGUCAUCCAGAGUCAGAAGUUAACUGGACUGCAGGUCAGAGGUUAUAAUGAGACAAGGAAAAUAUCUCUCCCAGUAACCUACACAAGAGAGUUUAUUCCUGCAAACCUAAGUCAUGUCCCAAUACCUGAGACAGCAAGAUCAUGGCCUCACCUAGAGCACCUUGCUGGAGAGAUCACUCCUUUAUGUGACUGUGAGAUUGGCCUGCUCAUAGGCUACAACUGUUCUCAGGCCCUGUUGCCCAGAGAAGUGGUGUCAGGAAAGGAUAAUGAGCCUUUUGCUCAACGAACAGACUUGGGCUGGAGUAUAGUUGGCUGUGUAGAUCCCUGCGUUGAUUAUGGAGAUGCAAUUGGAAGCAGCCACAGGAUCGUUGUGAAACAAGUGACUCCACACAUUGAGUCACAGGCUUAUCAACCAAGUGAAGUACGAUACAUAUAUCGAACACAAAUCAAGGAAGUUAUCACACCACCAGAAGUCAUUAAGGCACUCGAAUCAGACUUCAAUGAAAGAGUAGCCGAAGAUGCCCAUAUCUCACAGGAAGAUCUACGUUUUCUAUCCAUAAUGGAGGAAGGAAUCAAGACGAAGCCAGACGGACGUUGCGAAAUGCCUCUCCCAUUUAAAGAAGAAAGGCCAAGCCUGCCACAGAACAGAAUCUGUGCAGAUCACCGUCUCAAGUGUCUCAGGAAGAGAUUGGAGAGGGACGAGCAAUAUCGGAAGGACUACAAGACCUUCAUGAGUGAGAUGAUUGCACGCGGAGAUGCAGAGAAAGUCACAGAAGAACAACUUGACAAAGGCCCGUCCUGGUACAUUCCUCAUCACGGGGUGUAUCACCCUCAUAAACCUGGGAAGAUACGGGUCGUGUUCGACUGCUCAGCCAAGUACCAAGGCAUGUCACUGAAUGACCACCUGCUUACCGGACCGGAACUGACAAACACCUUGGUAGGCGUGCUCUGUCGCUUUCGCAAGGGUCCAGUAGCGAUCAUGUGUGAUGUGGAACGCAUGUUCCAUCAGUUUCAUGUCAGACCAGAGGACAGAGACUAUUUGAGGUUUCUGUGGUGGGAAGACGGCGACCUACAGUCAGAACCAGCGGUCUACCGCAUGAAAGUACACCUGUUUGGGGCGGCCUCAUCACCCGGCUGCGCAAACUAUGGCCUCAAACACAUCGCUGCACAAGGACAAGGUCACUUCAAAGAAACAUCCAUUAGAUUCAUAGAAAGAAACUUCUAUGUGGAUGAUGGACUAACAAGUGUGACAACCGAAGAAGAAGCAAUACAGUUAGUCGCUGAAGCAAGAGAAAUCUGCAGCAAUGGCAAGCUGCGAAUUCACAAGUUCAUCUCCAAUCGCCAGAAAGUACUUGCAUCGAUUCCCAAAGAAGAGUGUGCUGAAAUAGUACGUAAUCAAGAGUUAGCCAAAGGCGAGCCGCAGAUUGAGAGAGCUCUGGGUGUCGAGUGGUGUGUUGCCUCCGACCAGUUCCAAUUCAGAGUAGUGGUCAAAGAGCGUCCGCUCUCUAGAAGAGGAGUGUUGUCGAUGGUAGCCUCUAUUUUUGACCCACUCGGGUUUGUAGCACCUUUCAUUCUCGUUGGAAAACAAAUACUACAGCAGAUGUGCCGUGACAAGAUCGGAUGGGAUGAGCCUUUACCUGAUGAUUUACGGCCACAAUGGGAAUCUUGGUUCCUAGACCUACAGAACCUUGCUGACAUCAAGAUUCAACGAUGCUACCUACCAGACAGUUUCAAAGAGGUCCAAAGAUAUGAAAUUCAUCAUUUCUCAGAUGCAAGUGUCACAGGCUACGGAGAGUGUUCUUACCUGAGAGCAAUAGACACAUCCGGACAAAUCCACUGUUCCUUGGUCAUGGCCAAGGCAAGAGUUGCCCCCACGAAGUUAACUACAGUGCCAAGACUUGAGCUGUCCGCAGCUGUCGUUGCUGUGCGGACUAGCGACCUGCUGAAAAGGGAGUUGGAAAUAGAAGAUGCUCAGGAAAUCUUUUGGACAGACUCAAAGGUCGUGCUUGGAUAUGUCAACAACGACGCCAGAAGAUUUCAUGUAUUCGUGGCCAACCGCAUUCAGCGAAUCAAGAACAGUACCAAGCCCAGUCAAUGGAGAUAUGUGGCUUCAGAAGAAAACCCUGCAGACCACGCAUCAAGGGGUCUCAGGGCAAAGGAGCUCAUCGAGUCUAACUGGUUUACUGGCCCCGAAUUUCUCUGGCGUGAAGAACUUCCCAGCGGAGACAUCAAGGUGGGAGAGAUGUUAGCAGAAGACACUGAAGUUCGAAAGGCCUUCGUGGGCAAGACCUUGACGACGGAAGACUCACUGCUUGAUCGCUUCCAGAAGUUCUCCAGCUGGAUGAUGUUAGUCAAAGCCAUCGCUAGACUCAAACGACGUGUCAAAGAGCUCAAGGGUCUGACAGAAAGAAUCAAUGAAGCCACGAGUCUCGAAGAAAGAAAGGAAGCAGAAAUCACGAUCAUAGGCAUUGUCCAAAGAGAAACCUUAUCAAAGGAGAUACAAGGUCUUCAAACUAAGAAGGACAUAAGCAAGGACAACAGACUAUCCAAACUAAACCCUUACCUGGACCAGCAAGGUAUCCUAAGGGUGGGAGGUCGACUGGAACGUGCUGCACUGCAUCGACACAUCAAGCAUCCAGCAGUCUUGCCUAAGAACAGCCACAUAACAACACUACUGAUCCAGCACUACCACCAAAGGGUGCAGCAUCAAGGACGUGGCAUAACAAUGAACGAGCUACGAUCAAACGGAAUCUGGAUACUUGGAUGCAGUCAAGCGGUGUCAUCCUACAUCUACAAGUGUGUCAAGUGUAGAAAGUUCAGAAGGUGUACGGAGGACCAACGAAUGGCAGACUUACCCCAUGAACGGAUGGAGACCACUCCUCCCUUUACCUAUUGUGGGAUGGAUUGUUUUGGUCCUUUCUACGUCAAGGAAGGAAGAAAGGAGUUGAAGCGCUACGGUCUGCUACUCACCUGUUUGUGCUCUCGCGCCGUACACAUAGAGCUACUUGAUGACAUGACUACUGACGCUUUUAUCAAUGCGCUCCGCGCAUUCAUCGCUCUACGAGGAAAUGUUCGACAACUUCGAUCAGACCAAGGUACAAACUUUGUGGGUGCGAGACGCGAGUUCCUUGAAGCUGUAAAAGAGAUGGAUCAAGAGAGUCUAAAAGAACUUGGCUGUGAGUUUGUGAUGAACACUCCUUCUGCAAGCCACAUGGGCGGCGCCUGGGAAAGGCACAUCAGGACCAUUAGGAGUGUGCUGACAUCCAUCCUGGAUCAGUCUUCUCGAAGACUGGAUAGCUCAUCUUUGAGGACUUACCUGUACGAGGUAAUGGCAAUCAUAAACAGCAGACCUCUAACUACUCACCUUCUCAAUGAUCCCACAGGGCCACAGCCUCUAACGCCUAAUCACAUUUUGACGAUGAAAUCCUCGAUAGUCCUGUCUCCUCCUGGAAAGUUUGUGAAGGAAGACCUGUACUUACGGAAAAGAUGGCGUAGAGUGCAAUACUUAACUGAAGAAUUCUGGUCCCGAUGGAAGAAAGAGUACCUGUUGAACCUACAACAAAGAGAAAAAUGGAACAAGACGAAGAGAAAUGCAAGGAUCAAUGACAUAGUGAUUAUAAAGGAUGAAAAUACACCAAGAAAUGAAUGGAAGCUGGCUAAGGUCACACAAGUGUACCCAAGUGAAGAUGGUCAUGUGAGGAAGAUACAGUUAUUGAUCAGCAACUCAGAACUAAGUGACACUGGAAAACGAGUCAACAAGCAAACCUACCUGGAGAGACCUAUACAUAAGACUGUGACCUUGCUUGAAGCAGAAUGAGAGCCUCCAGUCUACCCUCUCUAGAGCCCCUCCCUAGCGCCAGCUAGCUUAUGACCUAAUCCUUAGUUAUAGUUACCUUAAUUAUACUUACCUCAGUUAUACUUGCCCUUUUUCUCUUAGUUCUACUCAUUUCAGAUAGUUGAAGGAAAUCACAAGUGAUUUGGUGGGAGUGUAGCUGCCAUAAGAAAAUGCACUGUAAGGAACGUUUUGAGCUAAGCUCUAUUUCCAAGUGGGAACCAAUUUCAGUUUUUGUGUUAGCGGUUCCUUUUUGUGAGUUACACAAGGGCGAGAGUGUCUGAUUUUGAGCCACCGGGUGGCGACGUUUUUCCGUUUGAACAAGCAAGUGGUGAAGAACGCAAGAAAUGCUUAUUUUGUGUCCUUUCUGAUAGCAUUUUUGUUUAUUGUUGAAACCGGAGUUUGAAGACCUGUAUUGUCAGGAUUUACGUUUUUCUUCGUUUUCUCCCUCGAGCAAAUGCGGCAAUGAGUUCUCACGGCAUGUGUGUGGAGAAGUUGAAUAAAUGCCCGUUUUGAAGAA
Messenger RNA from Syngnathus typhle (broad-nosed pipefish), 5418 nucleotides. RefSeq lists its product as uncharacterized. Bases 93 to 4883 code for a protein of 1596 amino acids. The transcript is spliced from 2 exons. Gene Ontology annotation, molecular function: zinc ion binding; nucleic acid binding. The record is from RefSeq and is a predicted model, not a curated record. Lineage: Eukaryota; Metazoa; Chordata; Actinopteri; Syngnathiformes; Syngnathidae. Gene Ontology annotation, biological process: DNA integration.